AGUUACAGGUAAGCAGCCGAAGCGGUAGGGCGCCUCCUUGGCGGUGGGUGCCGCGAGGGCGCCCGCCUCUCGAGAGCCCCGGGUGAAGACGCCAGGAGGAGCGCCAGACCGCGGCGACGCAGGUUGAUAUCAAAAUUGGAAGUUUUCUAGUUAUUAGAAAUUGAAAGUAUGGCAGCAGAAUUUAUAAAGAGUUGUUGUAGAGGAUGUCUCUAUGGUGAAACAGAAAAGCACAAAUUUUCUGUGGACAGAGGCUUUAAAGCAUCAGCCUCAAAUAGCCAAAAUACUAUUGGGAUACCUCCAUUGACUUCUGUUUUAGUAAAGCCCCAAGUUGGCUGUAAUGAAGAUUAUUUGCUUUCCAAAUUACCAUGUGAUGGUAAAGAAGUACAAUUUGUGGUGCCCAGGUUUAAAUUAUCUUAUAUUCAACCUAGGACACAAGGAAGUCCUUCACAUCUGGAUGAACUGGAAGGAUCUGCUAGAGCAUCUUUUGGAGAUCAAAAGACAGAACUUUGUAGUUCAUUCUACCAUGGACCCAGCUAUGAUGUGUAUAAUCCAUGCUAUAUGUAUCAACACUUUUCACCUGAUUUAAGUAGGCGCUUUCUUCCUCAUUGUGAAACAAAACAGUUAUAUGGCUCUGUUUGUGAUUUAAGGGCCAGUAAUUUUCCUGGUUCCUCUGGGCUAAGCAAAUCUAUGCUCGAUCUUACAACUUCAUCUCAGCGAUUCAUCCAGCGACAUGACUCAUUUUCCAGUGUGCCUAGUAGUUCUUCUUCAAGGAAAAAUUCUCAGGGCAGUAACAGAAGCCUGGAUACAAUUACCCUAUCAGGAGAUGAAAGAGAGUCGGGGAGAUUGAAUGUGAAAUUAUUUUAUAAUUCUGCAGCAGAGCAGAUCUGGAUCACAGUUUUGCAGUGCAGAGAUAUCAGUUGGCCCUCUAGUUAUGGAGACACUCCCACAAUUUCUAUAAAAGGAAUUUUAACAUUGUCCAAACCAGUACAUUUCAAAUCUUCAGCCAAAGAAGGUUCCAAUGCUAUUGAAUUUAUGGAAACAUUUGUAUUUGCUAUUAAACUACAAAAUCUCCAAGCUGUGAGACUUGCAUUUAAGAUUCAAACCCAGACUCCCAAGAAGAAAACCAUUGGAGAGUGUUCUCUUUCACUCAGAACUCUUAGUACCCAGGAAAUGGAUUACUCGUUGGAAAUAAUACCACCUUCAAAAAUUUCUGUUUGCCAAGCAGAACUUGAACUGGGGACUUGUUUUCAAGCAGUAAAUAGCAGGAUUCAGGUGCAAAUUCUUGAGGCACAAUACCUUCCAAGUUCAUCAACACCUUUGGCUUUGAGUUUUUUUGCGAAGGUAGGGAUGUUUAGCUCAGGAGAGCUGAUUUAUAAGAAGAAGACACGCUUAUUGAAGGCCUCCAGUGGAAGAGUAAAAUGGGGAGAAACUAUGAUUUUUCCACUUAUACACACUGAAAAAGAAAUUGUUUUCCUUAUUAAACUUUAUAGUCGGAGCUCUGUAAGAAGAAAACAUUUUGUAGGCCAGCUCUGGAUAAGUGAAGACAGUAAUAAUAUUGAAGCAGUGAAUCAAUGGAAAGAGACAAUUACAAAUCCGGAAAAGGUUGUUAUCAAGUGGCACAAGUUAAAUCCAUCUUGAAGACUUUGGGCAUUAAUUUACUGAAGAGACAGCUUGACAUUCUUUUAGAAGAAACAUAAUUUUUAAAAUUUGUAAUGAGUUCUUUCAGGUACACAAAGUGAAUGAAAUGUUUUAAAAUGGUGCCAAAAUAUGAUAAAAGGGUAGUAGUAUGAAUUAUACAAUCUAUAAAACUAUCAAUCCUAGAUAAGUAUCUUUUUUUUAAGUGCUAAUAGACAUGUACAAGACUUUACCACUUUUCCAGUGCUAGACAUGAUUAAUUAGAUCUUGGUUAUACUGUUUAUAACUUUAUAUAUAUUAUUCUCACAGCAAAAAUGAAUAGAACCAUUCCGUUACUUUUUUCCUGUAUAUGAAGAAAAUUGGUACCCUGUACUUACAAUUUAUGUUAUUGCAUAGCCAUUUUAUAAACUGCUUAUUUCUUGGAGAAUUAGAGAGUUACUUACAUUUUUCAAAGAAUGAAUAAAGCUUGGAUCUAGCAGGAUUGCUUGGUGGGAAAGGAGCUUGUCCCUACACUGACAAAUUGAGUUCCAUCCCUGCGAUGCAAUAUGAUGGAAGGAGAGAACCAAUUCCUUCAUAUUGUUCAUUGUCAUUCACAGGUAGACCAUCAAAACACACACACACACACACACACACA
Mus pahari (shrew mouse) is the source of this 2269-nucleotide messenger RNA. It is a transcript of the gene Tc2n, whose product is annotated as tandem C2 domains, nuclear. The record is from RefSeq and is a predicted model, not a curated record. The coding region runs from base 169 to 1638 and encodes 489 amino acids. The transcript has 12 exons. Gene Ontology annotation, cellular component: nucleus. Lineage: Eukaryota; Metazoa; Chordata; Mammalia; Rodentia; Muridae.